CUCUCUCUCUCUCUCUCUCUCUCUCUCUCUCUCUCUCCCAUCAUCUUCUUCCUCCGCCUCUUCUUCUCUUGGCAUAGAAGUUCUGCCUUACAUUAAUUAUCUAAUAUUACUUCUUUGGUUCUGCCCAUAUUUCUUGUGUAGAAAACUUACCUUUUUAAGCUGAAACCCAAGUGGUUGAUUACAAGAAGAAUGAGCAACACAAUGAGGCCAAGGAUGAAAAUCAUGUUAUAUUUGGCUUAUGAUAGAGGGUAAGGCAAUAGUUUUGCAAUUUCUCCUUUCGAUCCUCUUUUUAGAUUGUUUUUAAGAAGAAAGAAGAUCAAAAUGGAGUCAAGUAAAAGUAAAAGCAAAAGAAAAAUAGGAUUACUUACCAAGACGUGGGAACGAUGCAAAUCAUUCGGUGGUAGCAGAGAUGGAUGUGAAGGAAAGAGCUCCUCAAGAAUCAAACGAGCCUUCUUCAAGAAACGAAAAUCAUGGUCACGUUUAGACUCCAAAAUAGAGGAAACUCUUAAUAUGGCUCCUACAGGUUGUUUUUUUAUCUACGUUGGUCCUCAAAGACAAAGGUUUGUGAUCAAAACUAAACAUGCAAACCAUCCUCUCUUCAAAACGCUUCUUGAAGAAGCCGAAUUCGAGUAUGGUUACAAAAGCGAGGGCCCACUUAAGCUUCCAUGCGACGUUGAUGAUUUCUUAAAGGUUUUGCUAGAAAUGGAAGAAUGUGAUCAGUAUAUCUUCAAUCAUCAAGGAUGCACCUUCGGGUCCAAAGGUUAUCGAUAUGCUUCCAAUCACCAUCUUACCUCGUGCAAAAUUAUUGCAAUCAACAAUUUUUAGAAUUAUUUGACUUUCUUUUAUUUCGCAAUAUUUUGAUCUUUUAUGUGAACUAUAGUUUUGUUUGUUGGCUUCUCUUUGUCAAGAAUAUUGUUCCCAUAUUAUAUUUUUAUGUACGGUGUAUCUAAAUAAGAAAUGUUAUUUUAAUUUUCCAAGUCAAAA
Molecule: messenger RNA, 984 nt
Organism: Lactuca sativa (garden lettuce)
Lineage: Eukaryota; Viridiplantae; Streptophyta; Magnoliopsida; Asterales; Asteraceae
Source: RefSeq, a predicted model, not a curated record